Molecule: messenger RNA, 834 nt
Organism: Metarhizium brunneum ARSEF 3297
Lineage: Eukaryota; Fungi; Ascomycota; Sordariomycetes; Hypocreales; Clavicipitaceae
Source: RefSeq, a predicted model, not a curated record
AUGGACUCCGCAGUUGACAUGAACGAUGCCUCCAAGGUAUUGGACCUGUCCCGAAUUCGCUUCCAAUUGAUUCGCCUAGAAGAUACAAUCACGUUUCACCUCAUUGAGCGUGUCCAAUUCGCUCUGAACAAGCUGACCAGUCCCUCCACCCCCCCCCCCUUUCAGACAAUCUACACGCCCGGCGCCAUCAAAAUCCCCAACAGCAACCUCUCCUUCUUCGACUGGUACUUUUCCGAACAGGAGAAGCUCCAAUCCCUCAUCCGCCGGUACGAAUCCCCCGACGAAUACCCCUUCUUCCCGGACGCCGUGCAGACCCCGAUCCUCAAGCCCCUCAACUACCCCAAGAUCCUGCACCCCAACGACGUCAACGUCAACGACAAGAUCAAGAAGUUCUACAUUGAAAAGUUCCUGCCCGCCGUGUGCCCCGACUUCGGACGCCGGGACCGCGGCGAGUCGCAGGAGAACUAUGGCUCCGCCGCAACGUCCGACUUUGCCUGUUUGCAGGCGCUGUCGCGGAGGAUUCAUUUCGGGAAAUUCGUCGCAGAGUCCAAGUACCGGUCCGACCCGGAAACCUACAAGAAGCUGAUUCUGGCGAAUGACCGGGCGGGCAUCGCCGAGAGCAUCACGAACAAGGCGGUCGAGAAGUCUGUGCUCGCCAGGUUGCGCCUGAAGGCGCUGACGUAUGGAAAGGACCCCUCCGUCUCGGACGACUCUGAAGAGCAUGGCAAGAUUGACGUGGACGCCGUGGUGGCCAUGUACGAGGAUUUUGUGAUUCCCUUGACCAAGGAGGUCGAGGUUGAGUACUUGAUGCAGAGGCUGGAGGGGAAAGACUAG